This is a messenger RNA of Coprinopsis cinerea okayama7#130, 1614 nucleotides long. RefSeq lists its product as hypothetical. The record is from RefSeq and is a predicted model, not a curated record. Bases 1 to 1614 code for a protein of 537 amino acids. The transcript has a single exon. Lineage: Eukaryota; Fungi; Basidiomycota; Agaricomycetes; Agaricales; Psathyrellaceae.
AUGGCGGAACCAGCGGGCAGAGACACCGCUCCUCCAACUCCAGUUCAGCACCGAGAAGCUUCCUUAGGCCCAAAGGAAGUCGCCUCCGAGAGUCAGACCCCAAGCGCCUCACACAAAAACCUAACGCUACAUGUCCCCGACGAUAUCCUCCAAAAGAUAUUCAUCUUCUACCUCCUCCACCCACCUUUCCGAUCCUUCACUCAACCCCACGCCCAACGUAAACACCUCAUUUGCUCCGGCCACCAACCCCUCUCCCCGAUAGACCUCGCCCUCGUAUGCAGCGCCUGGAAAGACCUGGUCGAUCACACCCCACAACUCUGGUCACGCGUCAACAUCCAAGGUCGACUCCUCCCCCAACACCUAGCAGCGCUCUCAACCUGGUUGACCAACUCCCGCAACCACGACCUAUCAUUCGAUCUAGAGUUCGCAGAAUUCCACGGUCGACGCACGACGCACGACGAGUACACACCCAACAAAGACAUGGAGUUCAGCGUCCUAAUCGGGAUCAUGGACGAACUGUCCAAACAUUCCACGCGGGUGAAAACGUUCAAUGUUACCUUGUACGGAGGCUUGACCAACGAACGCGCAGUCUACCCUCCCAUUUUCGAGUCGCUGGUGGCCAAGGGGGUCGAGUGGAGCCGGCUAGAGGAGAUCGGAAUCAAAGUCGACACCUGGAAGCCGACAGGACUACCCAUAUCCGGCAUGGUAGAGGAGAUGUUACAGCGAGCACCCAAACUUACCAGCGUCAUCAUCCCCAAACUCACGCCAUACGGGUUGGAGAAAUUCAAGACGCGCUACCCAUUCCCCGAAUACCCAUGGUACUGGCUCCAAGAAAUGACCAUACAUGGAAUCACAGUCCCCGACCUCCUCACCAUCCUCCCCGACCUCUUCGAACUCCGCGUUCUCAAAGCUUCAAUCUCAGACGGCACCGACGACGAUACACCCCGCAGUCAAAUCGUCCAUGUACCCUCCCUCCACAGCCUCUUCAUCUACGAAUACGACAUCGACUCGAGCAGAUCCAGCGUCGCUCUCUUCCGCUCCAUCUCCCUCCGCUCCUUGAAGAACCUCAGCGCCGUCAUCAAAGGCUCCCAGCGUCGACUCUCCACGGGGGAGGUCUACGGAUCCAUCUGCGAAUGCCUCGAAAGAUCACAAGCGAAGCUCGAAUCGCUCACCCUGGGCGACCACUUAACACUAGGCGCGGCGAACGUCGAACAAACCCUCAUCCAAUUCACGUCCCAGCCCAUCAUCAAGAACAACCUGCGAAAGUUAACCUUACUCAACCGAAUCGUCACCAGGAAAUUCAUCGACGCACUCACCUUUAGCGACCCUUCUGCCCCUGUCCUCCUUCCCAAACUCGAACAUCUCAUCCUCUCGAGGUGGUCAGUUGGGUCCCCGACCGCAAGGGGUAUCCUGAUGAAUAUGGCGAUCACGAGAAGCCAGGUAGCGCCGUUGAAGACGUUGAAAGUCAUAUUCGGAGAAGUCGCAGCGGUGGUUCCAGAUGCAGAGAGGCUCAAGUACCACGAAUCUAGACUGGAGAAUUUGGAGGUUUUCUUUGAGCACGAUAGUUCGGUAAUGGAUUUGGGAGCAUAUAGGGCGUCGUUGUGGCUGCAAUAA